GGCCACAUUGUGACUCAAUUUCAAGCUUAUAAGUCACUUUAAUUAGGACCUUGCCGUUAGAGCGCCCGCUUAGAAAAUUUGGAGUCACCUAUUUUACUUUUACUUCUAUCAACUACAUGAUACGGGCAGUUUGCGCGACUGGAACAUCUGCGUCGAGCUUGGUCCCCGCAAUUCCCUUCCGCUUUGUUUCUAAGUGGUCCUCGAGGACUCUUGGAAUUAUUACAAGGCCAUCUCUAAGUACUACAAUUGGUAACGUUUGUAGACCUUCAGUCGCAAACUCUAACUUGAGAGGCUUCACUACCUCGAAGCUAGCCUCAUAUCCUCACGGUACACAAACAAAUAGUAAAGACGCAAAUAUGACGACGACUGCUACUACUCUCAAGGGGCAACCCUUGGACCGUCCCGCCCUGGACUCGAUGCUUCGACGACGAAUGUUCUAUACCCCAGCGUUUGAGAUUUAUGGAGGUGUUGCUGGUCUCUACGAUUAUGGCCCACCCGGCUGUAGUCUCCAGGCAAACAUCAUUGAUGUGUGGAGGAAGCAUUUCGUGCUUGAGGAAGAUAUGCUGGAAGUUGACUGUUCAGUAUUGACUCCGCAUGAGGUUCUAAAGACAAGUGGCCACGUGGACAAGUUCGCCGACUGGAUGUGCAAAGAUCCGAAGAACGGCGAGAUUAUUCGAGCAGACCACUUCGUUGAGGAAAUACUCGAAAGCCGAUUAAAAGGAGAUAAGGAGGCUCGCGGCCAGAAGGUUGAGGAGAAAGAAGAAGACCCCAAGAAAAAGAAGCGAAAGGCUAAGGGUGUGCAAGAGGCUGUCAAACUUGACGAUGCUGUUGUUCAGGAAUACGAGGAAGUAUUGGCCAGGAUUGACAACUACAAUGGCGAGGAACUUGGCGAGCUGAUCAAGAAAUAUGAUCUCAAGAACCCUUCUUCUGGCGUGCAACCCUCGCCGCCUGUUGCCUUCAACUUGAUGUUCCAGACAGCCAUUGGUCCCAGCAGCAAUCUCCCCGGUUACUUAAGACCAGAAACCGCGCAAGGACAAUUCCUGAACUUCUCUAAGCUGCUAGAAUUCAACCAGGGCCAGGUACCAUUUGCGUCGGCGUCUAUUGGCCGGUCGUACCGAAACGAAAUCUCGCCUCGGGCUGGAUUACUUCGAGUACGAGAGUUCCUGAUGGCGGAGAUUGAGCAUUUCGUGGAUCCUGAUGGAGGAAAGAAGCACCCACGCUUCCAGGAAGUCAAAGACGUUGAACUAGUACUACUAAACCGCACAACUCAGCUCGCCGGUAAAACACAUGUCGAUAAGAUAUCCAUUGGUCAGGCGGUAGCUGAUGGCAUCGUCGACAACGAGACUCUUGGUUACUUUAUGGCCCGAAUUCAUCUGUUCCUCAAGAAGAUUGGCGUUGAUCAGUCCAAGAUUCGCUUUAGACAGCAUAUGGCCAACGAGAUGGCUCACUACGCUGCAGACUGCUGGGAUGCAGAACUUUUCACUUCUUACGGAUGGGUUGAAUGCGUCGGAUGUGCGGACCGUAGCGCUUACGAUCUAAGUGUUCAUGCUAAGAGGACCGGUGCUCCCCUUAUUGUUCGCGAACAACGGGCCGAGCCACUAGUUAUCGAGGAAUGGGAGGUCGAUCUGAACAAGAAGAAGUUUGGACCUCAUUUCAAGAAAGAUGGCAAGACGGUGGAGGCCGCUGUUUUAGCGACUACACAGGACCAGCGAGAAGCACUAGCAAAAGACUUGAGCGAAAAGGGAAGCAUUACUGUUGAAGUUCCCGGUGUCGGUGACGGAAAGGUUGAGAUCCCGAAAGAUCUUAUUACCAUCGAGCGACGCACACGAGUUGAGCACGUUAGAGAAUAUACCCCCAACGUUAUCGAGCCUUCUUUUGGUAUUGGUAGAAUACUAUAUGCCCUUAUGGAGCACAACUUCUGGACUCGAGGCAGUGAGGGCGGCGAUGAAGCGCGUGGCGUUCUCUCGUUCCCGCCAACAGUAGCUCCCACAAAGGUGCUUAUCGUUCCACUAUCAUCCAACGAGCAAUUCAGACCGAUUUGCUACAAGCUGUCUCAACGGCUUAGGAAAAUUGGAAUCUCUAGUCGUAUCGACGAUUCUUCCGCAACGAUCGGAAAGAGAUACAGCCGUAACGAUGAGCUCGGCACGCCACUUGGCAUUACAGUGGAUUUCCAGACUGUUCAAGACAGCACGAUCACGCUGCGAGAUCGAGAUUCGACUAAACAAGUUCGUGCAGAUGAGGAUAAGAUCAUCGCCGCGAUCCAGUCCGUAGUUGACGGGAGCAAGGAGUGGAAAGACGUUGAGGCUGAACUACCCAUUUUUGAAGGGCAAGAGAUCGAGGUCGCUGUUCGUUAAUGUGGUUCGUACCUAACAUUAGAUAGUUCGAAGCGCCAUUCAUCGCAGAGGCGAAAUAUGCAGGAGGCCUCAGUCGCAAGCAAGGCUAGAUAGACAGAUUAUGGAUCUUAAAAAGGCUUAUUACUGAUUUUCGUUCUCGGAUGUGGUUUCAACUGUAGAUCUUGGCCACGUGCGGGUUCUCGCCCGGUAACAGGGGUUAAGCAAUAGAAAGUUUCUACCCGGGAAUAAUUCUACGAACCACUAUGAUAGUGCUGCUUUAGGAAUCUACAGUUAUCUUUUAUUGUCCGAUAACUUUAAGUAUUAUGGAAUGCGAGCUAUAGACCAACGGUCCCAAGAAAUUUUCAGUGACA
Daldinia vernicosa is the source of this 2704-nucleotide messenger RNA. Its product is annotated as glycyl-tRNA synthetase. Gene Ontology annotation, biological process: mitochondrial glycyl-tRNA aminoacylation. The record is from RefSeq and is a predicted model, not a curated record. Gene Ontology annotation, cellular component: mitochondrion; cytoplasm. Bases 117 to 2354 code for a protein of 745 amino acids. The transcript is spliced from 2 exons. Gene Ontology annotation, molecular function: glycine-tRNA ligase activity; ATP binding. NCBI's taxonomy places the organism in Eukaryota, Fungi, Ascomycota, Sordariomycetes, Xylariales, Hypoxylaceae.